Molecule: messenger RNA, 590 nt
Organism: Strongylus vulgaris
Lineage: Eukaryota; Metazoa; Nematoda; Chromadorea; Rhabditida; Strongylidae
Source: the annotation of a GenBank genome assembly
AGCAGAAAAUAUGUCUGACUCAUCUUUGUAUUGGUUAGGUUGGUUUGACCAACUAUGCAGCCGCUUACGCCACGGGCCUUCUACUCGCUCGCCGCCAUUUGAAAAAUCUGCUCUUAGAUAAGAUUUUCAAGGGCAAGGAAGAAGUCAAAGGAGAGUUUUACAAUGCUGAAAAGGAGAGCGGUCGUUCUCCUUUCAAGGCAGCACUUGACGUUGGUUUAGCACGUGUUACUACUGGCUGCAAAAUUUUUGCAGUAAUGAAGGGAGUUACUGACGGUGGAAUCAAAGUUCCGCACAGCAAAAAGCGAUUUUUCGGCUACGAUCCCAUUGCUGAGAAGUACGAUGCUGAGGCCCACCGCGAUCGCAUCUUCGGAAAGCAUGUUGCCGAAUACAUGCAAUUUUUGGAAAAGGAGGAUAAGAACGCAUACAGAAAACAGUUUUCUUGCUUUAUCGCCAACGGCAUCAACGCUAAUAAUCUGGAAGAGGUUAAGAUGUAUAAACAAGCACAUACGCUUAUCCGCGAACACCCUGAUCGACCAACAAAAUCAGUCAACCCAGUUGAAAAAAAGAGGCAGGCUUAUUUAUGUUAUUAA